GAUCACUUGUAGAAUAGUGCCCUGAUUAUUAUACCCAGGUGAGGUAGCAGCAGAAAAAGGCUCGUAGAUUUAUGGCCCUGCACAAUAGAAAGAGUAAAUGAUGCUUGGUAAUAGAUAUGGUAAGGAAUGAGGGUGUGGUUUUGUAUGGAACGAGCACCUAUGUCAAUGUCAUUACUAGACUUGUGCACGACCAAAAAAUUUGUCUAUUUUCGUUUCGUACAUUUUCGUAUUAAAAAAAAUUCGGUUCUGUCGCACAUUCGUUAUAGAGUAAUUCGUUUCAAUCUGUUUUCGGAAGCAUCCGUACAUUUUCGGAUCCAUCCGAAAUAUAGUUCGGAUGCAUUCGUUAUAUCACACCCGUCCAUUAUUUCGUACACAUUCGUUACAUUUGGCGCAUUCGUUACUUCGGACAUAUUCGUUAUUUCGGUCGCAUUCGUUAUUUCGGCCGCAUUCGUUUUACUUUUGAAUUCGGCAGAUUACAUUAUUCGUUUUAUGUUGCUGUAUUCCUAACGAUUAACGAAAACAGCCGAAGUAAAGUUAGGCCAGGUCAGUCAGGGGCUCAGAGUUUUCACCCAGUGGCCCAGAUUUAUCAAACUGUGUGAGAGAAAGAGUGGAGUGGUCUGGUCUCCCAUAGCAACCAAUCACAGUUCAGCUUUCACUUUACCAGAGUUCAUUAUCUGACAUGUGAUUGGCUGUUGUGGUCACUCCCCUUUUUCUCUCACACAGAUUGAUAAAUCUUGCCAGCGUGUACUGAGAGUGAGAAAUUGAUUGUAUUGUGCGUAAAUUGUGUGAAAAAAAACAAUGUCUGGAAUGAGAGAAAUUGUGUCUGUGGUGUCUGGGAGAGAGGAUGGUGACGGUGAGCGUGCUGUUGUGGAUGUGAGUGAUAGAGCAUGUGUGAGUGAGCGUGCUGUUGUGGAUGUGAGUGAUAGAGCAUGUGUGAGUGAGCGUGCAAAUGAUGUGUCUGAGUGUAGUGGUGGCGUGGAGAGGAGAGGAGAGAAGAGGAGGAGUAAAGUCCGAGCAUGUCCAAUCGCAAGACAAAGUGGUUGGACAAUAUCGGACUCUGGCAGUGGCAGCCACACAUCUGAGUCUGAGAGUCUGCACUCAGUGGGAGUCCCACCAGCCAAAAAACAAAGAGGGCCGAAAUUCACGGAGGCAGAGAAUGUAGCACUGGUGGCUGCUGUUAGCACAGAAAAAUCCGUGUUAUUCAACACGACAGUGGGCACCCAGGAGAAGAUGGCCGCCUGGAGCCGGGUGAGGGAGAAAGUGUCCCAAGUUGCAAGUGGCACAGCGGACAGGACAGUUCUCAGCAUCAGGCAUCGGUACUAUGACUGCAGGGCAUCAGUCCUCAAAAAAAUAAAAAAGCAGCAGCAGAGGAGGAACAUCAACUUCAAGAACUGGGAGCUGGAGUUGAAGAAGCACCUCCUGCCAGAGGCUCAGACAUCCGAGGCAGAGAGAACUGAUCAACAAGGCCAGGCUUCAUUAAGGAGUCACCAUGACAGUUCCCCACCAUCACCUGUCCUGUCACAUUUGGAGAGCCAGAGUGAGGUUGAGGCAGAUGAUAAUGUGCCAGUACCUGAGGAGGACAUGGGCCAACCCCUGAGCUCAGCUGCCUGUUCACCAGCUAUCCACAGUCCACCCAGUCCACUAUCUCCAACCCCAGCACCCGCAUCUGUCCCAAUGGACACGUACCUUAGGGUACUCCAAGAAAGGGACAGGUUGUCCAGGGAGACGAGGCACCUUGCACGGGAGAUGCGACGCUUGAAUAGGACCAUGCACCAACUUCACCGACGGCAGGCUGACGACAUCCAAGUGAUGUUGGCCCGGGUCAGCCAGCAGCACCUUCAGGCCACAGCACAGCUAAGGGUGGACCUCCUGACGGCAAUAUCAAGAAUCAGCCAAUCACCUCCAUUGGCUGACAGCAGCAGCAGCAACAACGGGGCACCUUCACAAACAUAAAAGAUUAAAGAAUCAUUAUUUUUAGGCUGGUUGACAGUUUUGUUAUGUUAGAAAUGUUGGCAAUGUUCAGGUUUAUUGUAUUACCUCUGUAUUCUAUUACCAAAGUUUCAUGUUGACUUGUAUAUUGUAACCUCAUACAAAAUGGUGCCAAAUCCUUCCUACAAUAUAAACAUGCAAUUGGUAUGAUUAUGCUGGCUGAUUGUAGACAGCAGGCAUACAAGGCAAAAAAUGAUGAUUACAGUUGUUAUUUAUUGCUACAUUUGCAUUCAAGGCCUUUGCCAUCAAAAUAUUAAAAAAAUUGUAGGUAAGAAAAAAUUGAUCUCCUGUUGUGGUGUCUACAUGAUUGAUGAUAACUUUGAUAGCAGAGCACAGAUUCCACCAGUGCAUGAAAUGUGUAUUGCAAUAGUAACUCUAAUUUAUUAUUAUUAUUUACCUCAACAGUUGGAGAGGUGGGGUCCUGAGGCAUUGUGAACCUGGGUGUAAUGUCCGUUUAUUUGUUUUUGCAUUUUCCCGUUUCAGGCCCUGUUCAGACAUUGUUUUUCAUGCAUUAUAUGUUUUCUGUGCUUUUCUUCCAGGCGUGGAAGAGUUAAGCCUUUCACACAUGUGUUAGGCGAGUGUGUUAGCCGAGGAUAGGGGAUAAGAUGUCUGAUCGCUGGGGGUCCCAGCAGUGGGCCCCCGCAAUCAGACAUCUUAUUCCCUAUCCUUUGGAUAGGGGAUCAAAUGUUUUUCCCUGGAAUGCCCCUUUAAGGUACUAAAGCUAUACAUUUAUUACACUGUGACUUUUAAUAUGCUGCUGGGAUCUGUGCUCCAUUUAAUAGAGGUCACUUAAGUGUCAGAUGCAUUGUAAAGCACUACUGUCAUUUAAGGGGUACUCCGGCGCUUAGACAUCUUAUUCCCUAUCUAAAGGAUAGGGGAUAAGAUGCCUGAUAGCG
Molecule: messenger RNA, 2885 nt
Organism: Hyla sarda
Lineage: Eukaryota; Metazoa; Chordata; Amphibia; Anura; Hylidae
Exons: 3
Coding region: 799-1953 (384 amino acids)
Source: RefSeq, a predicted model, not a curated record